Phodopus roborovskii (desert hamster) is the source of this 904-nucleotide messenger RNA. RefSeq names its product RCAN family member 3 (gene Rcan3). The record is from RefSeq and is a predicted model, not a curated record. Bases 40 to 759 code for a protein of 239 amino acids. The transcript has 4 exons. Gene Ontology annotation, biological process: calcium-mediated signaling. NCBI's taxonomy places the organism in Eukaryota, Metazoa, Chordata, Mammalia, Rodentia, Cricetidae. Gene Ontology annotation, molecular function: nucleic acid binding; calcium-dependent protein serine/threonine phosphatase regulator activity. Gene Ontology annotation, cellular component: nucleus; cytoplasm.
GUGUCUGGCAGAUAUCCUAGAACUUUACUCAGAGAGAAGAUGCUCCGAGACACCAUGAAGUCUUGGAAUGAUAGCCAGUCAGAUCUCUGCAGCAGCGACCAGGAAGAGGAAGAGGAGAUGGUCUUUGGUGAAAAUGAAGACGAAUUGGAAGAGAUGAUGGAUCUAAGUGACCUGCCCACCUCACUUUUUGCUUGCAGUGUCCACGAAGCGGUGUUUGAGGUCCAAGAGCAGAAGGAGAGGUUUGAAGCUCUGUUCACCCUCUAUGAUGACCAGGUCACGUUCCAGUUGUUCAAGAGUUUUCGCAGAGUGAGAAUCAACUUCAGCAAGCCUGAGGCUGCAGCGAGAGCUCGCAUAGAGCUCCACGAGAGUGACUUCCACGGCCAGAAGCUGAAGCUUUACUUCGCACAGGUGCAGGUGUCCGGGGAGGCUCGGGACAAGUCUUACUUACUGCCGCCGCAGCCCACCAAGCAGUUCCUCAUCUCUCCUCCAGCCUCCCCACCGGUGGGGUGGAAACAGAGUGAAGAUGCAAUGCCUGUGAUCAACUAUGACUUACUCUGUGCUGUCUCCAAGCUGGGGCCAGGAGAGAAAUACGAACUGCAUGCAGGAACCGAGUCCACCCCCAGCGUGGUUGUGCACGUCUGUGAAAGUGAAACUGAAGAGGAAGAAGACACAAAAAACCCAAAACAAAAAAUCACUCAGACUCGGCGCCCGGAAGCUCCCACGGCCGCGCUGAGUGAGCAGCUGGACUGUGCGCUCUGAGCGCAGCCCCUGCACUAUGCCUCCUGCUGCUGCUGCUGCUGCUCCUGCACAGCCAGGACAUGCUGCUGCAUCCAUCUGGCAGCCCGGCCAGCCUUGCCAGGCCAGAGCAUCGGGUGAGGCAGCAGAUGUAGCCAGCUGUUUGAAA